This is a messenger RNA of Poecile atricapillus (Black-capped chickadee), 827 nucleotides long. RefSeq lists its product as uncharacterized. NCBI's taxonomy places the organism in Eukaryota, Metazoa, Chordata, Aves, Passeriformes, Paridae. The record is from RefSeq and is a predicted model, not a curated record. The coding region runs from base 6 to 794 and encodes 262 amino acids. The transcript is spliced from 9 exons.
CCCAGAUGUGGCCAGGUGUGUCAGAGACCCCUCCCCAGGUGUGUCCAGGUGUGUCCAGGUGUAUCCAGGUGUCCCCAGGUGUAUCCAGGUGUGUCCAGGUGUCCCCAGGUGUACUGAGGUGUAUCUCAGGUGUUCCCAGGUGUGUCCAGGUGUACCCCAGGUGUCCCCAGGUGUGUCCGGCUGUACCUACACUGCACAUCCAGGGCCAUUCCGGCGUUGAAGGCCAGGCUGGAGUUGGGCAGGGUCACCUGGCAGCGACCCCCAGGUACCCCCAGGUGUGUCAGGGACCCCCAGAACCCCUCCCCAGGUGUACCCAGGUGUACCCCAGCUGUCCCCAGGUGUGUCCAGGUGUAUCCAGGUGUGUCCAGGUGUGUCUGGCUGUACCUACACUGCACAUCCAGGGCCAUUCCGGCGUUGAAGGCCAGGCUGGAGUUGGGCAGGGUCACCUGGCAGCGACCCCCAGGUACCCCCAGGUGUGUCAGGGACCCCCAGAACCCCUCCCCAGGUGUGUCCAGGUGUAUCCAGGUGUACCCCAGCUGUCCCCAGGUGUACCCCAGGUGUCCCCAGGUGUGUCCAGGUGUAUCCGGCUGUACCUACACUGCACAUCGAGCGCCAUUCCGGCGUUGAAGGUGAGGCUGGAGUUGGGCAGGGUCACCUGGCAGCGACCCCCAGGUACCCCCAGGUGUGUCAGGGACCCCCAGAACCCCUCCCCAGGUGUGUCCAGGUGUUCCCAGGUGUACCCAGGUGUGUUUGGUUGUACCUACACUGCACAUCCAGGGCCAUUCCGGCGUUGAAGGCCAGGCUGGAGUUGGGCAGGGUCACCUGGC